This is a messenger RNA of Chironomus riparius, 1658 nucleotides long. Lineage: Eukaryota; Metazoa; Arthropoda; Insecta; Diptera; Chironomidae. The record is from the annotation of a GenBank genome assembly.
GUUUUUUAUUUCUUGUCAUUUUUUUGCCUCAAGCGUUUUAUCAAAUUUUUGUAUAAGAACCAGCAUUUAAUGCAAUUAAAACUUAGUCUAGUUUUGAAUUCCUGUGGUAUAGUUAGACUUAGGAUGAAGCUUUUGUUAAUUGUAAUCUCAACAUUAGUGAUUGUUAAUGGACAGUGGAAUACUCAUUGGUGGGGUGGUCGAUCAGGCAUUGUUCAUCUCUUCGAAUGGAAGUGGACUGAUAUUGCAAAUGAAUGUGAGACUUUCCUAGCUCCAAAUGGAUAUGCUGGAGUUCAAACCUCACCACCAUCAGAAAACAUAAUCAAUGUCAAUGGAAGGCCAUGGCAUGAAAGAUAUCAGCCAGUCAGUUACAUUCUUACAACACGUUCAGGUGAUCGAAAUGCAUUCAUUGACAUGGUCCGUAGAUGUAAUGCUGUUGGUGUCAGAGUCUAUCCUGAUGUCGUUAUCAAUCAUUUGGCUGCUGUAUCAGGAACUGGAACUGGUGGAUCAACUGAAAAUUCUGGAACUUUGAGCUUUCCGGCUGUACCUUUCGGAUCUGGUGACUUUAAUGCAAGAUGCAGUAUCGACAACUACAAUGAUGCACAUCAAGUCAGAAACUGUUGGCUUCUUGGAAUGCCUGACUUAAAAUUAAGCACAGAAUAUGUUAGAGGCAAAGUAAUUGCAUAUUUGAACGAUCUUAUUAGCCUUGGAGUAGCAGGCUUCAGAUUUGAUGCAGUCAAACACAUGUGGCCUGGUGACUUGGAAAACAUUUUCGGACGUAUUAAUAACUUGAAUACAGCGCAUGGAUUUGCUGCCAACUCACGUCCAUUUAUUACACAAGAAGUCAUUGACCUAGGUGGUGAAGCUAUCAGCAGAGAUCAAUAUCUUCACUUGGGAACUGUUACAGAAUUCAGAUAUAGUGCUGAAAUCGGACGAGUUUUUCGUGGAUAUGAUUUGUUAAAACAUUUAAGGAACUUUGGUGAAAGCUGGGGCUUUAUGGCAUCAGCCAGUGCUUUAACAUUCGUCGACAAUCACGAUAACCAAAGAGGACAUGGAGCUGGUGGUGAUAAUGUCUUAACCUACAAAGUCUCGAAACAAUAUAAAAUGGCGACAGCCUUUCAUUUAGCGUGGCCCUAUGGUGUCCCACGUAUUAUGAGUUCUUACGAAUUCAAUGAUGGUGAUCAAGGUCCACCUGCUAAUGGUGAUGGAAGCUUGAGAUCACCAACAUUCAAUGCCGAUGGAUCAUGCAGUGGUGGAUGGGUUUGUGAACAUAGAUGGCGUCAAAUCUACAAUAUGGUUAGAUUCCGUAAUGCAGCUGGAACCGCAGCAGAAGCAAAUUGGUGGGAGAACAGCGGUGGCAAGCAAAUUGCAUUUUCUCGUGGUAAUCGUGCCGUUAUUGUCUUCAAUAAUGAGAACUUUGACCUCAAUCAAUCACUUCAAACUGGAAUGGCUGCUGGAACUUACUGCAAUAUUGCAGCUGGAAGUAAAUCAGGAAGUAGUUGUACUGGAAGUACAAUCACAGUCAAUGCCAGUGGUGUUGCUUCAUUCAGUAUCACAGCUGGUGCAACUGAUGGAUUUAUUGCUAUUCAUGUUGAUGCUAAAUUGUAAAUAAAUUGACUAAUAAAAAGCUUUAACCACUUGAAAAGCAGUUGUUUCCCACG